AUGCGUGUUGUGCACAAUGAAUCCCAGUUUCCACAGUCCGUUCUCUUGUAUUACAAGUAUAUAAUUGUGAGAAAAAUCCCUGAAGUGACGGAGGGGCCGCGCGACCAUCUCGGUGACUUCGCAACAGUCUGUGCUUACACGAGGCAGGAGAACAGGCUCCAUGGAACACUGCAGGAACCUGUCUACAGCGAAGGAGACAUGAACUGCUGCGAAGUGACGUACCUGCUCCUCCACGUCAUCCGUGGCAUACUCAUGACAAUUGUCUGCAUGCUGAGAGAAGUUGUACACCUCGUUGUGCCUCGCAGGCAGAAGUCUGUCAAGGGGGAGAUCGUUCUGGUAACAGGAGCGGGUCGUGGACUAGGAAGGAGAUUAGCACUUAACUUCGGGAGGAGGCAGGCUUUCAUUGUCUGCUGGGACAAAGACGCAGAGAACAACCAGAACACUGUGUGGGAUAUCCGACAAGAGGGAGGUCAGGCCAUAGGUUUCACAUGUGACGUAACGGACAGGAAAGCUGUAAUGGAGACAGCUGUCUUGGUGCAGCAACAGAUCGGUCACGUGACCAUACUGAUCAACAACGCCGGAAUCUGCCUGGUGAAACCAGUUCUAGAAUGCACCCCUGACGAGCUGUACGGUCUGCUGGACACGAACCUCAUGGGGCACUUCUGGACUCUGAAAGCCUUCCUGCCGGCCAUGUUAGAGAGGAACUCAGGACACGUGGUAGCCAUUUCUUCGGCUGCCGCCAUAGCUCCUGUGGCCCACGAGGCGGUAUACUCUGCCUCCAAAGCAGCCGUCUCUGGGUUGAUGGACGGACUGCUCCAGGAGCUAUACCUUCAGAACAGAAAGGUCAAAGUGACUUGCGUGCACCCCUACUUCAUAGCCUGCAUGAAUGACUUGCCACUGAAAUUCGACCUCAGAAUUGGCAAGCUGUCCCCUAACUACGCGGCUACAGAGAUAGUCAAGGCGGUUCUGGAAGAACGCGAAUCCAUCAGCAUUCCGAGAUUCAUGUUGUUUUGGAUAUAUUUCCUGAGAUGUUUGCCACAGAGUGCAAGAAAACGCUGGAGAGAGAUCUUCCAUGCACGAGUAUGGCCGGAACCCGUGAUAACUGAAAAGAGAACCGGCAGUUCCACUGUCCCAGCCCCCAGCAAUACUGUGGACAAUGAGACGGCCUCUCGCGAUAUCGCAAAGAACAAAACCACAGUUUCUUCAUGUGGGGAGAUACAGAACAUGCCAAGUUUAUCGGAAAACUCGACACCGAAUGAUCAUAAUGAUAAGAAUAAACCUAUAAAGGUUUACAACUUGUUAGACCUAGACAGAGGACAGACAGUUACUUCGUCAGUUAACAGAGGACAACUCUUCUCCGAAACAGGAGGAGACUUAUUCAACAAGAACGUGGCCACAAACGAUACGCCGGUUGAAAUCCAGGCGCCAGAAGCAACAUCAAAGCUGUAGAUAAAAUAAGAUAUGAAUAUAAAUUACUUCCUUAAUACUACCAUCCAGUUGAAUCACAUUACGUGUUACUUACCUCCUAAACUCACAAGAAGUUUCAGCACUUACCAGACCAUUGCCAGGGCCCAAUCUUCUUCCUGUCACGGUCUGUGCUGAAUUGUUUAAGAGUUUUCCUUUUUGCAGCACUAAGCUUGCGCCUGCGGUAACUAGACCCAGUUCUCUCUGUCCAGUAGGAAGUCAUGUCUUCAUAAUUGUUUUCGUCGAAUAAAUGAAACUGCCUUGAAAUUCAUCUAAAUAUAUGUGCAGAUUUUCUCUAAUAUACACAUAAGGUCUUGGUUCCAGAAAUGUGUCUGUUGUUUAUUAUGGUAUAAUGCAGCACGGUAUGUUCCAGUUUCAGUAAUUAUAUAUAUUUCAAGUGGGGGAGGGGAGAUCCUAGUCGGAAAAUAGGAAAAAAAGCAAAACAACACCACAGGCAGCCUGAGAAACUACAAACGCAAUAAUUCUGUGUGUGCAAAGUGAGACAAUUUAAUUCCCGGAAUGGCCCUGUGAAAAUAGAAUUUGCUUAUCCCUGCACUAGCGGCUUCUGUUUCCUUGUGAAGCUAUGCAAUUAGCGAGACGGUAGUGCCACUGCCUGAAACCGGUUUGAAAAUCAUUUUCCGGAAUAUCUCGCAGUAACGUUGUCACGUUGCGUUGGAUGUCAGGAAUGUCAGCAAAUCUCCGUCCAUUCAGGGCAUUUUUAAUUCUGGAAAGAGUAAAAAAUUGUAGGGGGCUACUUCAGGUGAAUAAAGUGGAUGGCCCAUUUUUGUAAUAAAUUUCUUAGCCAGUAACUAGAGGACUCUUUACCGCAUCAUGCGCAGGGGCACUGUCAUGGUGGAGAAUCCACUUGUCAGACCUGAGUUCGGGUAUUUUCCUCCGAACAGAUUCCCGUAACCUUGUCAGCACUUCCAAAUAACACUGUUGAUUCACCGUUUGUCCUUGUGCAGUGAAUUCAUAGUGAACUGCCCCCUUGUGAUGGAAGAAA
This is a messenger RNA of Cryptotermes secundus, 2467 nucleotides long. Its product is annotated as epidermal retinol dehydrogenase 2. NCBI's taxonomy places the organism in Eukaryota, Metazoa, Arthropoda, Insecta, Blattodea, Kalotermitidae. The transcript is spliced from 8 exons. Bases 1 to 1449 code for a protein of 482 amino acids. Gene Ontology annotation, molecular function: oxidoreductase activity, acting on the CH-OH group of donors, NAD or NADP as acceptor. Gene Ontology annotation, cellular component: lipid droplet. The record is from RefSeq and is a predicted model, not a curated record.